GAUUUUUAAAAAGCAUGGGCAUUUCUUAAAGAUAAGGUUGCAGUGGCCUAUUUCAUGGCGGCAUGAGGGAGCCUCACUGUUCUUUGUAAAGGAACCAUCUUUAGAUGAACUUUCACUGCAUUGGAGUAACCAGUUGUCACCUGAGACCAGUCUCUGUGGACCACAUCACCAUGGCACCACCUUCACUUGAUACCAGAGGAGACUUGUUGUCUCACAGUGGAGCCAUUCAGAAGGUGACGUGCAUGAAGACUAAAGCAGAGAGAUGAACUGGCCCUCCAUGUGGAAGUAGAUAAGAAACUUUUCGCUUUGUGAUUGUGGAAAAAUGUCUUCGGGUUACAACAGUCUCUUUUCAUUUCUAGGCUCAAGCGCGUGUCUUAAAAACUGCAGUCAGCUGAAUGGGAGAAAGUGGCAUAAAGAAAGGUGUCCAAACAGGAAUGUACAAAAACACUGCUGCAACACAAGAUGUCUGAAAUGGCCUCGUGUUACAAGUUUGUCCCAGUCGUCCUCAUUUAUGAUAUUGACUGUGCUCGCCAUGCUUUUUCUCAAAGCAAAUGUGACAGCAGCAAUGAAAGUGACCUCUAGUGGGCCACAAACUAUUCAGAUGGCUCAAGGGGAUCCGGUUACACUAGACUGCACCUACACGUCAAGUCAAGCAGACAUCGGCGAGCUUGACAUUGAGUGGUCAGUUGUCAGCCCAGACACCACAAAAAAAGACCAGAUGAUCAUAUCAUACACAGGUGGAAGGAAAUACACCCAUGGUGACUCUGAUAUAAUGAAAGGUGUGGGCUUCACAGCUACAGACCCUUCCCAGGGAGACGCAUCCCUGUCGAUCGCCUCACUGACUGCCAGUCAUGCUGGAACGUAUCAGUGCAAAGUCAAAAAGGCACCUGGAGUGGACAGCCGGAAAAUAUCACUGAUUGUGAUGGUGAGGCCAUCUGUGCCGAAGUGUUGGGUUGACAGUGGUGAAGCCGUGGGUGAACCAGCAUCUCUCCGCUGCAGGUCAGAUGAAGGCACCGCUCCUCUGCUGUAUUCAUGGAAGAGAGAGAGUGGAGGGCCUGUUCCUCCAGAUGCCAUUCAGAACUCAGUCACAGGAGAACUUCUGAUCAGUAAUCACUCUGUAAGCCACUCCGGUGUCUAUUCCUGUGAAGUUUCCAAUGCUGUUGGGAAAGAGAGCUGUCGGCUUAACCUUCAAGCUGUGAAGCCUCCUAACAGAGCAGGGGUCAUCACGGGAACAGUUGUUGGAUGUUUACUGCUCAUCAUGAUCGUUCUGAUCAUUAUAUGGCUUCUCAUCUUCAAAUGUAACUUGAAUCGACAUGAGAAAGAGUUCUCCAAUGAUAUUAGAGAGGAUGCUCCUGCACCUGAGAGUCGCCCCACCAGCCGAAUCUCCAGCUUCCGUUCAGGUGUGGCCUACAGCCAGGUGGGCCAAACCCAAAAUGAGCAUCCGCCCUCCACUAACACCAGCUACAGCACUGCAAAAUAUGACAGCAGGUUUGGUUAUGCUGUAUGAGAGACUAGUCAUACUUGUACUAUAGAUUGUCAUUGGUUUGCAGUUUACUAAAAGAAUGACCUUUUAUUGGAUUUGAUCAUGUUGCAAGAUACAAAAUCGAAUCAAAAUGUUGUGUAAUGUAAUUGUGUAAUUAUACAGUAGAAGGAUAAAUGAUGUCUCGGAUUAAUGAUGCACAAUCAUGUAAGGUGAUAUUGGUAGAACUCUUAUCAAGGCCUAAAUUCAAUAUUUGUGUGUGAGGAGCUUCCAUUACUGAUGUUUUGUUAAGUUGAUGUAAAUAAAUAUAUAAAUUGUAUUUGUUUUUCAACGAUAUUUGGAUGUUGAUGGUAAUGAUUAAACAUUAUUAAGAAGCCAUUCAAAUGUAAUGACAAAAAUAAAUCACAAAAGAGGUUUAUUUUGA
Molecule: messenger RNA, 1904 nt
Organism: Onychostoma macrolepis
Lineage: Eukaryota; Metazoa; Chordata; Actinopteri; Cypriniformes; Cyprinidae
Gene: vsig8a
Product: V-set and immunoglobulin domain containing 8a
Exons: 11
Coding region: 323-1507 (394 amino acids)
Source: RefSeq, a predicted model, not a curated record